This is a messenger RNA of Alternaria rosae, 965 nucleotides long. Its product is annotated as CYTH-like domain-containing protein. The coding region runs from base 74 to 712 and encodes 212 amino acids. Lineage: Eukaryota; Fungi; Ascomycota; Dothideomycetes; Pleosporales; Pleosporaceae. The transcript has a single exon. The record is from RefSeq and is a predicted model, not a curated record. Gene Ontology annotation, biological process: thiamine metabolic process; dephosphorylation; thiamine diphosphate metabolic process. Gene Ontology annotation, molecular function: thiamine triphosphate phosphatase activity; magnesium ion binding.
CACUACCCUGAUUUCCACUCAUGCUUUGCGUCUUUCUUGCUAAAACCUCCAAUCGUAGCUUCUAGCAUUGUCCAUGUUUCCGAAAGCCAUAUCUCAAACCUUUCGACUGGAGGUGGAGCGCAAGUUUUGCGGGCUUGCAGUCACCGAUCUUACCCUUCACGUCGGGAACCCACCAUUCUGGAGCAUCCAGUCACAGGGCCAGCGCAUGUUCAAGGACACUUAUUUCGAUCGGGCUGGACUUCUCGCGGCGGCAGGUGUAUGGAUCAGGCUACGCAAUGGGCAAUGGGAAGCUAAAGUGAGAAAGGGUGGCGACUUCCAAAAUUCGAGGUUCGAGGAGCUGUCCGAUGCUCGCAAAAUUGGGGAGCAAGUACACAUUAUUACGGGACAAGUAGGCAGCGAGCGCGAAUUUUUCGGCCUCAAUCGUAUUGCAAACAUGUGCACGACAAGAAGAAUGUGGCUGGCGGACGAGAAGUUUACGAUUGUGCUCGACACAAUGGACUUUGGGCAUGAGGUCGGCGAGGUCGAGCUGCAGUCAGAAGUGCAUCUCACUUAUACCGGCCAGGUGCUAGAGGACCACAAGCAGAUGGCAAUGCAGCAGAUGGAUAAAGAGAUUGUCGCUUUCAUGGAACGUUAUCGGUGGGCGUUUGCUGCUGGUGUGCCCAUAGGAAAGCUGACAGCCUACUUCCAACGCGACGCCGCAGGCAAGUUGUAGGCGCAUGGUGUGGUGCGGGCACUGGGUGGCCCCCACUUAGACCGUAUCGUACGUGUUGCGAGUCACAUCUGCCGCGCUAAGCUGCAUUCGACUGUUUGCGAAUAUGAGCUUCCGCAAUACCCACAUUAGGUUAGCAUCGCUAUUCGUGAAUGGAGGUUGCUACUGAGUUCGUUCUGGGAUAGAGUUGUACGCCUCAUGCUGUGCUUGAUACAGUGUGUUCUCUCGAUUCUCCCAAGGCAAACAGUGACGACCC